This is a messenger RNA of Lodderomyces theae, 510 nucleotides long. Its product is annotated as 3-hydroxyanthranilate 3,4-dioxygenase. Gene Ontology annotation, molecular function: iron ion binding; 3-hydroxyanthranilate 3,4-dioxygenase activity. The transcript has a single exon. Gene Ontology annotation, biological process: 'de novo' NAD+ biosynthetic process from L-tryptophan; quinolinate metabolic process. The record is from RefSeq and is a predicted model, not a curated record. Bases 1 to 510 code for a protein of 169 amino acids. Gene Ontology annotation, cellular component: cytoplasm. Lineage: Eukaryota; Fungi; Ascomycota; Pichiomycetes; Serinales; Debaryomycetaceae.
AUGUUACCGCCUCCAAUCAACAUUCACAAGUGGGUAAAAGAGAACGAGGACAAGUUGAAGCCACCGGUUAACAAUUUCUGUUUACACAGAGGUGGUUUUACCGUGAUGAUUGUUGGUGGUCCAAACGAAAGAAGUGAUUAUCACAUUAAUCAAACCCCAGAAUACUUUCAUCAAUACAAAGGUGCCAUGUGCUUGAAGGUUGUUGACGAAGGUGAGUUUAAGGACAUUAUUAUUAACGAAGGGGACUCCUUUUUGUUACCACCAAACGUACCUCACAACCCGUGCCGCUAUGAAAAUACCAUUGGAAUCGUAGUCGAGCAAGAUCGGCCAGAGGGAGUUAAUGAUGCCAUCAGGUGGUACUGCAGUAACUGUGAAGAAAUUAUCUAUCACAAGGAUUUUCAUUUAACUGAUUUAGGGACGCAGAUUAAGGACGCAAUAGUCGAAUUUGAUUCAAACUUGGACAACAAAACCUGCAAGAAAUGCGGGCAGGUGAACUCCUCUAAAAGGUAG